CGUGAUUGGGUUGCGUCUCUGUACAUCUCGUCUCUUCUGAGCAGCGAGACUGAAGCUGAAGACUGAAGCUGACUGUCUGUUGGAGCUGCAGCUGCUUGUUUCGGUCGGAUUAACACUAAAACACCAUGGACGGCAGGAGCUACGGUUCCGGUUACUCCAGUUGGGGAGGUGGCGGGUCAGGCAGCAGAGGUUCUGGAGGCUUUGACCUGUAUGGGGGAGGUUAUAAAGACUCCAUGUCUGGGCUCGGGGGUUAUGGGGGAGGAGGAGGAGGCCACAUGAAGAGAGGACUCUCUCCUCUCUCAUCCACAGGCGCAGAUGCAGUCAUUGCCAAGAUUAACCAGCGCCUGGACAUGCUCACUCAGUUGGAGGGGGGGUUGAAAGGGACUCGGGGUGACAGGUAUGACCACUACGAGUCAUUCGACUCGCGCGCCUCCGCUCUCACCUCCUCCCGAGAUCUCUACAGAUCUGGCGGCGGUAGCAGCUAUGGUUAUAGCGAUGGCCGUGAGGACAACAUGCUGUUGAGUCAGCGAGGAGGCUCGGGCUUCGGAGGGGGAAUUGGGCUAGGGGGAGGAGGAGGCUUUGAAAGCCCCUCCUCUUCCUAUGGAGUCGCUAAAAUGCGACAGAAUAUGAGGGAGUCCUUCAACACUGGCCAGGGAGGAGGUUCUGGAGGUGGAGGAUGGCCUGGAGCAGGCCGACGUUCCCCCAGAAGGGGUGGAAGUGCCGGGGGUCGAGGAGCUGGAGGAGGAGGAGGAGGAGGAGGAGGAGGAGGGUUUGGAAGCCGCAGGUCUGACCCCACUCCAUUAGGCGGAGGUGGGCGGGGAAGUGGCAGUGGUGGCCAGUCCCACCGCGGCCGCUCUCCAGGAGGUGGUAGAGGCAAGCUCCCAUCCCUCCUGUCCAACCGUAUGUACCCCGAGAGUGGGGGCUUCCAUCAGGGUUCCACUCAAGGGCCUCACGACUUUCCAGGGAGGCAUUUUGGAGGGGGCCCACGGGCUGGCCGCCAGCGAGGCCGCAAGAGACCCCUCAACAAACAGGUGAAGCCACAGCGUGAGGUCCAAAAGAAGAGAAAGCAGACACUUACUGCUGCUGAUGAGCCAGAGUCCAAGAUGAACAAGACGGAGAGUGCAGGGUCAGAAGAUACCCAAGAACAAGCAGAGAAAAAUGGUGAUGACAUUGAACCAAAAGCUGAAGCUGUGGAGACACAACCUGAUGAAGAUGGAGAUAAAGCGUCACCCAAACAGGAGGAGAAGAAAAGUCCGCAGGGCAAACAGACUCCGACCCAAGGUCAGGACAAGCACCCAAAGAUGAGGAAGAGGAGGGGCUUCCUGGAAAGGGUGAUGUUCGCCUGCUCUGUGUGCAAGUUCCGUUCGUUCUACAAGGAAGAAAUGGAAACUCAUCUUGACAGUCGCUUCCACAAGGACCAUUUUAAGUUCCUCUCUGGCCAACUGUCCAAGCCCACCACAGACUUCCUCCAGGACUAUUUGCAGAACAAGUUUAAGAAGACAGAGCAGAGGGUCGGCCAGUUGGAAAACCACAGUGCUGCUAUCUGCCAGGUGUACAAAGAGCAGGACCUCACCAGGGAUCUCGGUAUGGAGCACUUCAUGAGGAAGGUGGAAGCUGCCCACUGCGCAGCAUGUGACCUUUUCAUUCCCAUGCAGCCACACCUGAUACAGAAACAUAUCAAGUCUCAUGACCAUAACUACAACCGGAAGGGUAUGAUGGAGCAGUCCAAGAGGGCCAGUCUGUCAGUUGCUCGCAGCAUCCUCAACCACAAACUCAUUGGCAAGAAGCUGGAGAGCUACCUCAAGGGUGAAAACCCGUUCACUGGCAACCAAGACGACCAGGAUCCAGAGGACUCCAUGGUGAUGGACGUGUCUGAGUUGGAGUUAACAAGUGAGACAGCAGACGGCCAGACGGAGGCAGUGACAGUCAAGGAUGAGCCGGUGGAUGAGGGGGAGACCAGCCAAGAGGUUGUCGAGGGUGAAGAAGAAGAAGAAGAAGAAGAAGCAGCAGCAGCAGCAGCAGCAGCAGCAGAAGAGGUGGAGGAAAAGAUGGAUGAGGGAGAGGUGGAGCAAGGGAACCAGGGAGAGGAGGAGCAGGGAAACCAGGAAGAGGAGGAGCAGGGGAACCAGGAAGAGGAGGAGCAGGGGAACCAGGGAGAGGAGGAGCAGGGGAACCAGGAGGAGGAGGAGGAAGGUUUUGAAGUUGGAGAGGAGGAGGAGGGAUAUGUGGUGCACGAUGAGGUUGGCGAAGAGGGAUUACAUGCUGAGGAGGGGGAGGAGGAGGAAGGAGUCGAGGCAGCAGAGGUAGAGGAGGAAGACAAGAAUGAUGAAUGACUUUUGCACCCCGAGUGUGACUCCUCUGUCCGGACCAGUCAGUGACCCCCACAGUCCCAGUCAAACUAGUCUCAUUACCAGGCAUAUUAAGAAAUCUACACACCUGCUCCCAUCAUUUCCCACCAUUUAAUGACUCUGAGCUUGUAUCAUUUUAGUUUUUGUUAAAGGAAUAGUUCCACAUUUUUGGAAAUCCAUCCUUGUGUAGAGUUAGAUGAGAAGUUAAAAAGGGUUACGCAGCUAUGUCUCAUGUACCAGCUCUUUUUGGAGGUGUUGAAGUGUUUUUCCCAGAAUGUCAAACUAUUCCUCUUAAUACUUUUACUUGUGCCUUUGUUCAAAGUAUUCAUUUUGAUUAAUUUGUUUAGAAUUGUUUAAAAGAGAUAUUGUGUACUUUUUUCUUACCAGAGUUUACAUAGUAGCAUCAUAACGUUGUGUCCAUUUCCAACCUCUUUGGUAAAAUCUAGAACUGUGUGGGCUUUUUAUUCUACAGCUGGAGGAUAUGGAGAUAACUGAUGGGACUCUCUGUAGAAUAAUAUGGAUUAUUUAGUCAUGGAUAUCAGUCAUGUAACAAACAUGUCAUGUUUCACUCUGAAUAAGAAAUAAACUUGUUGAGUAAAUCACA
Sebastes umbrosus (honeycomb rockfish) is the source of this 2952-nucleotide messenger RNA. RefSeq names its product A kinase (PRKA) anchor protein 8-like (gene akap8l). Gene Ontology annotation, cellular component: nucleus. The record is from RefSeq and is a predicted model, not a curated record. Bases 126 to 2333 code for a protein of 735 amino acids. Lineage: Eukaryota; Metazoa; Chordata; Actinopteri; Perciformes; Sebastidae. Gene Ontology annotation, molecular function: DNA binding. The transcript is spliced from 13 exons.